Messenger RNA from Trichoderma aggressivum f. europaeum, 795 nucleotides. RefSeq lists its product as uncharacterized. The record is from RefSeq and is a predicted model, not a curated record. NCBI's taxonomy places the organism in Eukaryota, Fungi, Ascomycota, Sordariomycetes, Hypocreales, Hypocreaceae. The transcript has a single exon. Bases 1 to 795 code for a protein of 264 amino acids.
AUGGCCUCUCUGGCCGGGCAAAGCUUCAGCAUGUUCCCCCAGCAGCAGGAUGAAUACACACACUUCGAACCAUCCCACGUCUCCGUCUACUCCUCCGCGCCCAUGGAUCUGAGCAUCGCCGCCGAUGCCUACGGCUCAUAUGUCCAGCGUGCGACCAGCCAAGAGCUCUAUACCAGCCCCAGCACCAUCAGCUACGAGCCCUCGUUAUACACUGCCGAUGCCAGCUACAUGAUGAACGGCCCUACCUCUCCUGGAAUGUACGGCGACGAUUAUCUGCCCUCGUCCGGCCUGUCCACUGCCUCGGCGCCUUCUGCGCCUUCGUCCGCCGUCGGAUCUCCCUUGUCAAACCACGGCCAGAUUGGCAUGGACUGGACUGUGCAGGGCCUCGGUAUCCAGCCGGGCAUCGCCAACGGCGACUUUGUCGAGUUCUCAGCCUUUGGCCCCAACGGAUUGGACGACAUGACGGCCUUUGAGUUUGCCAGCCUUGCGCACCCCAAGAGCUUUGUUGGUAAGUUGUUUUUCCUUGUACUGCCUAUUUUUCCCAUCAUCACCUGCUUCACACCCAUCGCCUGCUGCCUUCUGCCUUCUGCCUUUUUCCUUCUGCCUUCUGCCUCUGCAAUCACCAUCUCUGCGCUUCCCUCUCACUCAAUUUCCCCCCCCAAAACCCAAUGGGAAAAAAUGUCCAAGGUGGCAGCCUGCCCGGGGGCAUUUCCUCUUUGGGCCGCCAAUAGUCCCCCCCCUUGUGCCAUGGCCACCCCCGCCAGAUUGCCCCUCAAGGCCCUCUCUGGCUUCUGA